AUGGCCAAUCAUUUGCUCCACGACAUGGGGGUAACCGGCUGGUUUAUCACCCCAUGGUCACCAUACGAGGUGGGGGACGACGACGACAAAGUACAGAAUUGGAAGUGGGCAGCCACGACUUUCCCGCUGCUCCCCCGGCCUAGACGCUGCAACAAGCAACAGCCUCUCCUGCAGCCAGGGAAUCUGCAAAGGACAUCUCCAGGGAUCUUAACCUCCGCCUCCCAGCUGCCUCAUCCCCGGCCAGCCGCCUGCCUCUCCCGGCGAGGAUUGCGAAAGAAGCCCGCGAAUCACCGCCGGCCUUGCAGGUGCAGAGCGCCCGCCCCGCUCGACCGCCCGCUUACCUACGGCACCCGAGCCUCCUCUCCGCCGCCGCCGACUCAGCCACCUCGCAUAGCCGGGCGCUGGGAGCCCCGCGGGCUCAGUCCUCCUCCUCGGAGGUCCCGGCUCGGGCCCGUCCUCUCGGAUCCGCCUCCUGCUCGCCACCGCGCGCUUCGGCUUCCCAGCCCCUUCCCCCCAGACAGCUCCCCCGAUGGAACCGGCCGCUGUGCUCAGCUCGAGGAGGAGGAGGAGAAGCGGCAGCGAGGGCAGCAGCAGCAGCCUCCCCCUCCCGAGGAAGUGGGCUCGUCCGCAGCGGUCUCCAUCUGCACCUACGGGCAAGGGAGAGAGAGAGAAGCUCGGGUAGAAGACCGUAUUGCUCCUAAAAGCCUCGGUCCCUCGGCGCCUCCGGAGGGCUUCCGACGGCUGCCCCCGUAAUGCACCAAAAGCACGCGCCUCUCGAUCUGCGGGAGUGGAGGGAUUGCUCGCUGGGCACCAGCGGGAAUGCUAUGGAACGCGCCGGAAAAGGAGACGGCCGUGGAGAGCAGGAGAAGUCUCGAAAGCGCCGGCGGGCGGGAGAGAGCGCAUUUCAAGGCCGCUUAGCUCUGCUCUCUCGCGGGCAGCCUAGUGCAAUUGCUCUCGGUGAAAUGGGCCUGAGAAAGGCGCCACAGCCCUCGCCUCUCCGUUUAGGGUUCUUCUAGGAUGGACUGUCCCGCCUAGGCGUUUAAGGGGAGCGUUCCCAGCAGCCAUUUACCGGGCUCAAAUGCAGCCAUUAAAAACACACCACCGCCUGCUUGCUGGUGCGCCAGGUAUUAAAGGCACAAAAAAAGCAGGGGGCGGGGGUGGAGAGAAGUACAUUGAAAAGUUGGCUGCCCUUCCCUCAGCGGGGCAGAAUUCAAGGGGUUCCUCCUGGCUAAUGGUGAAAAACCUCUGAG
Messenger RNA from Podarcis raffonei (Aeolian wall lizard), 1250 nucleotides. RefSeq names its product serine/arginine repetitive matrix protein 1-like. The record is from RefSeq and is a predicted model, not a curated record. Bases 1 to 753 code for a protein of 250 amino acids. The transcript has 4 exons. NCBI's taxonomy places the organism in Eukaryota, Metazoa, Chordata, Lepidosauria, Squamata, Lacertidae.